AAGAAGAAUGAAAACCCCUCAAGCCAGAGUUUAUGACUUUUUAUGUCACACUGGGAAAAGUCAAGUGAACUACAGAUUUGAACCAUGGAGAUUUGUGCCCUACUACGAAACGGUGACUGUAACACAGAUUGAUGAAAGAUUCUGCAGGACGACAAAGGUUAAAGAUGCGGACCCGGAGCUAGAAGCCAGCGCUGACACUGAUGGAGUGGACUGCGAUGAGAAUGCCCACAUUAUGGUCCUAUCCUCUGAUAACCAAGGUAAUAUGAAAACCGACUACAGAAGAAAGGAACAAAUUAAAUCCAUUAAUCAAGCAUAUCUCUGCUAAACAGUUGUUCGAAACUGAUGAACAAAUGAAAAAUUUACUGUUUGUUUUCAUGCUUGCAAGGAUUGGGGAAGAAAAUUAAUUAUAAGGUACUGGCCACACUA
Messenger RNA from Mandrillus leucophaeus (drill), 426 nucleotides. RefSeq lists its product as uncharacterized. Lineage: Eukaryota; Metazoa; Chordata; Mammalia; Primates; Cercopithecidae. The record is from RefSeq and is a predicted model, not a curated record. Bases 8 to 325 code for a protein of 105 amino acids. The transcript is spliced from 2 exons.